GUAGCAUCAGCACUGGAGGUGCACGCCGAAUAGAAGCUCAGAUGCGAACACGGCUUCCUUCCACACUCUCACUACUGGAGGAAAAAAAGAACAAGACAUGUUUCGAAACUCAGCUUUUACAGCUUGAAUUUCCCGCAAUGUGUUUGUUUCUGGAUUAAGUUUGCACGUUAUUUCGAGUGACGUGGUCGGUUUGUGGGGAAACAUGAGGAUAACAGCCGGUUCCCGUGGAUGAUGAUGCCCCACAAUGAACGCAGAUUUUCAAAAUCCUCUGCAAGUCCCUCGACCAAAGGUCCGCAGUCAUCUGACCAUCACAGUGCAGUCCAAACUGAUGUCCAGGCCGUGUCCCCCACACCGUGGUCCAAAACCUCCAGUCGCCCCCAAGCCCAGACCUCUGUAUGAGCCUCACGAACAAGAGGAGCCCUGCCCCCCACAGCGCCUGAGUAACGGAGACCUGGCUCACUCUGAUGGGGAGACGGAAGAUCUCCAUGAUAUGGCAGAGGAGAAUCAGGACAAAGAGGAGAAAAGUGAGGCAGAGGAUGGGGUUCAUGACAAUGGCACAGGACACAAUGACAAAGAGGACAUAGCAGGAGGAGAAACUGAGGAGGAAGCAGAAAAGGAAGCAGACAUAUUAGAUAAUGAUGGCGACAGCAUUGGUUCUGAGGACACAGUGAAAGCAGAUUCUAUUAUUGACACUACUGAGGAUGAAAACACUGACAAUGACUUGAACCAGCCUGAAGGUGGCAUUCACACUGAUGAUGAGAAUACAUCAACGCCUUCCCUUCCUCCUGCUGAAAAUGAGAAAGAAACAGGGGAGGAGGCAGAAGAGGAGGAAGGUGAAAUAGUUUGUGGUUCUACAGGACACUCGGACGACCAUGUAGAGGAACAAAAUCUUGAUCAAACGCAACCACUCAGUCAGGGUGAUGAGGACAAUGAUACAGGACUUAAGAAAGUGGGCAGUGAGGACUGUGUGAACUGUGAUUUACACACAGAUGAGACCGAGCUGGAAGCUGGAGGAUUUUCAUUUGGAUUCAACGUGCUUCCGACUGUAACUGAGGAGUAUCCCUAUGAUGUGAUUGGCCCUACAGAUGAUGCUAGUGACACAUGUGAGUCAUGUGACCCAGCUGAGACAGGGGAGACAGAGGUUUGGCAACCAGAGCGGGCCACCAAGGACCUCUCUGGUUGUUUUCGAUUCACUGCCAGCACUGAGGAUGUGUAUGGGCCUUAUUCGGUCAUUGAAGCACUUCCGCCAGAUAUGACCGACACCGCUGACCCAGAGUGGAGUCAGGAUGAUACUGAUGACAAACCUUCAAAUGAAAUGCAAACGACAGGUGCUUCUAACCAAGAACCUCACUAUGUGUCAUCAGAUGACGUGGACAACCUGGAGGAUAAGCAAGCCCUCUCAGAACAGGGCGAGAUUGACGAAAGCGCCGAUCAAUCGAAUCAGCACAAAGACAUAGCAAAAGACAGCGAGUCAGCAGAUGAGUAUGCAGACAUUGAGGAUUCACUCUGCCUCCAAGCAGAGGAGGAGCAGGUGGAGUGCGUCUCAUCGGAGGAUUACGUCGAGAUAGGUGACGAUGACGAAGAGGAAGAAAUCGAAAAGAAACAUAUCAAAGGAAAAAGUGUAAAAGUGAGAACGGCUAAACGAGAUCAAGCUUUCCUCAGCAAGCGAACAAGCUGCCAGCCUCGCCUCAGGUUGUGCAACAUCACAGUGCCAGCUGACCUAGACGCAGGCCGCACCCCGGAGCUCACCAACAGGGUGGUGUUUGCCCACACCACUGAGGCCUUUGAAGAAGACAUUGAGGAACUAGACUGCCACAUUGUGCCUUACUAUGAGGACACAGACUCGGACAGUGAGGAGCAUAUAUACGAAGAGGCAGGGUUUGACUCAGAGGGGGAGAACUUUGUUGCGCUUGAUCGGAAGACGAUUGUCACAAGAUCCCGCUCCUAUUCUGGGAAAGUUCCAGGUUAUGUCCCAGAAACUGUUCCAGAAGAGACAGGGACAGAGUACCAGACUCAUGACUACUGCACAGUGGCCUUAGAUAAAAACAAUGAACCACUUGGCCAUUCACAGCUGCCUGGGGUCAACUGUUUGAUCCCGUCUAUGAAGUCUCGUCGCUUCUUGUUUUAUUCCCGGUCUGCAGAGGGUCCAGAAUUGACCUUGACCACUCCAACAGAGAUCAACCAAUCCAUGAAGGAUGAAAUCAGGAUGAAAAGGAAAGAUGAUAACCUUUCACUCCCAUGUGUCAUUACCUCUUCUGGAAGCUUCUCCCAGCGUAGCCAUCGAUCGUCUAGUGGUGUUUCUACACCAACCUCUCUAGUGGACAUACCGCCACCCUUUGAGCUGGCAUACAUAACUAAAAGACCAGUCACCAAGAGUUCCCCAUCCCUCCUGAUCCAGCAUGAGCCCAGUGAGAUACCUAAGAAGAAGACUUCCUCCUUCAAGCGCUUCUUGGCACUCAAGUUCAAAAGGAAGACGGAUUCGAAGGGUUUCAGUGACGGAAGUGUCCGCUCUUCUCGUUCUUCAUCCGAGUCCAGCCAUCAUGGCCCAGCAAGAGUCAUAGAGCUUGAUCGUAGAAGCACUGGCAGCUCUCCUCAGCUUCAGUCCCGCAUUGUGAACCCCCAGCAGCAUCCUUUUGUCCUCUACAAAGACCACCAGAGGAGGAAAGGUGACCCCAAAACUUAUGGCAGGGGCGUCUCCAGAGUGGAGUCCUUCGAGGAGCGUUCUCGGCGCUCCGCCAUGCCGCUGCCUUUGACCAAACCUCGCUCUAUCUCCUUCCCCAGUGCAGACACCUCAGACUAUGAAAACAUCCCAGCCAUGAGCUCAGACUAUGAGAACAUCCAGAUCCCAGGCAGACCCACCAGAUCCCACACUGUGACAGAGUUUUUUGAGGACCCAAAUCGCACUACAGUUGCCUUCAAUGAGAACGACGGCUAUGUGGAUAUGAACAGUUUCCCUGGGAUUGACAGCAUAACCCAGUCAUCAAAAGCAGACACUGAAAGUGCCUACACAGAGCCUUUCCCAAUGAACACCGUUUCUGCUGGGCUGUCAGCGGAUGAGGACCACGGGCGUACCUCAGAGGAGGAAGAGGGGGUGGCUGAGCAGAGUUAUGACCGACAGAUUGAUGGGCGAUCCAGAGCGUUCUACGUCGCCAAAGAGCUCGUUGACUCAGAGAGACUACACGUCAGCGCCCUCAAGUACCUUCACAAGGACUUUACGUCAGCAGUGACAGAGGCGGUGGGUGAGGAAGGAGAGCUUGUGCUGGAGGAGCAGAGGUUAGGAGAGAUAUUGGGGGUGCUCCCUGAGGUCUACACCCUCCACAGCAGCAUCCUUACUGAGCUGGAGGAACGCAUCAGUCAGUGGGAGGAGAGCCAAAGAGUAGUAGAUGUGAUCCUGUCCCGGCAAGAGGACUUCCGGGUGUUUGACACCUUUAUCUCAGAGUAUGAUCGCAGCAUGUCUUUACUGGAGGAGAGCUGCAGGGACAACCAGGCCUUCGCCAACAUCGUCAAGAAAUUUGAGACGAGAAGCCCAGAUGAAGCUGAAGUCCCACUGAAACACCAGCUGCUGCAGGUUAUAGUGAGAGUACUUCAAUAUCGAAUGCUACUCACAGAUUACCUGAACAACCUCUCUCCUGAUUCUAAAGAAUACGAGGACACGCAAGCUGCCUUGGUGAUCGUGUCCGAGGUGGCAGACCAGGCCAAUGACAAUCUGAAACAGGGGGAGAACUUGCUGCGUCUGGUCCACAUAGAAUACAGCGUGAAGGGAAAGAGGGACCUGCUGAAGCCCGGAAGGAUGUUUGUCAAAGAGGGCACUCUCAUGAAGGUCUCGAGGAAAUGCAGACAGCCCAGACACCUGUUUCUGAUGAACGAUAUAAUGCUGUACACCUACCCUCAGCAGGAUGGAAAAUACAGGCUAAAGAACACACUAUCUCUGUCUGGGAUGAAGGUGAGCAAACCUGUCCUAGACAACGUGCUGAACUGUCUAAAGAUUGACGUGUCUGACAUCACUAUUACACUCUCAGCCAGUUCAGUUGGAGAGAGGGAGGACUGGUUUCACACAUUGAGUCGAGCCAUAGCAGACCAUGCUGCAGGACUCUGUACGUUUGGUGGACCCUGCAGUGAGGCCCGUGAGAAGUUGUGGAUGGCCCUGGGUGAGGCUGCUCCUGUACUGGUGCCAGUUUCUCAUGUGAUGAUGUGCAUGAACUGUACCUCUGACUUCAGCCUCACGCUGAGACGACACCACUGCAACGCCUGCGGCAAGGUGGUGUGCCGCACUUGUUCCAGGAACAGAUACCCACUGAAGUACCUCAAAGACAGGGUGGCAAAAGUGUGUGACCACUGCUAUGCCGAGCUCAGGAAAAGAGGUGGCAGCGUGUCUGGGGCGUGCGGUAAUUCCAGCCCUCGGACUCACCGGGCAAGCCGUCCCCUCUCUGCUGUCUUCCAGAGCCUGCAGCCUCCGAGUUUGUGGAAGAGCAGGAAGAGCACCAUUUCACUCAACCAGGUAUCGCUUACUGUGGAGGGCUCCACCAUGAGUGGCAGCCUGCAGCGCCGGAAGAAGAGCAAGAGGAAGUGGAAGCGGCUAUGGUUCCUCCUCAAAGACAAGGUGCUCUACACCUUCACAGACCGUGAGGAUAAAGUGGCUUCAGAGAGUCUACCUCUGCAGGGCUUCACUGUCAAGCUUACUGAGAGGCCAGAGGGAGAGGAAAGCAGCAACGUGUUUCAUCUCUACCACAAGAAAACCCUGUACUACACCUUCAGGGCUGACGAUCCACACACUGCACGCAGAUGGGUCAACGCCAUGGAGGAGGCUACUGUUUUAUAGCACCUGCUCAGUUCAAUGAACACGCCCUGCUGUCUGUGACUGCUAGAACUCCUCUGUGGAGCACAACAUAGCUACCUGCUGCUUCUGAACUCAGACCAUCACAUCCAACCUGUUCUGGAAUAUUAUGUGACAAUUUAAUUCCCAAUAAAAACUCAGACAAGGCUGCUACCCGGUGGUAGAAAGGUGAAAAUGGAAGAUGACACCAAGUGGAAAGGAGAAGUGGGAUCAUUAUGUUGGAGUAUGAUGUAUCAUAUGAAAACUCUUUGGUUCCCAAUGCAGUUAAGUUCACAGGAGCCUUCACUUUCUAGGAGCAGCUUGGAUACAUCAAGUACUGCAUCUCUCUGUUUCACCUUUUUACAAUGACCUUCCCACACAAAAAAAGACAACUCUUUCAGCUUUGCUGUAUUUUUGUUGUAUUUUAUCUGAGGUUCCAUUGGAUUAUUAAAACGCUCUUUUGAUUCCACAGGAGAACGUCAUACCCUUCAUUUUUAUCUGUGUUCGGUAUAAAAUGACAAACAAACUUUGCUCCAUAGUAGUAUUAGCAGCUGGUAAAGGGGAAAAUAUUGGUCAGCGUUUUAGAGAGAUAAUCUAAAUAUAUAUUGUGAAAUAUACACUGCAGAUAUUGAAGUGAACUUAUUAUUAGGAUAUGUUUGUAUAGAAAUGGUGUUGCAGUACAAGAUGUUCAGAGUAAGAGGUCAUUUUAAUCAUCCCAGUGUGUGUACAUCAUAUUUCUUGUGGAGUUUUACACAGUGUUACUAUUAUAUUGAAUCUGCAAAGCUAUGGAAUGACCCUCAGCAUGACAACAGUGUAUCUAAGGAUGAACACUUUGAAAGAGACUUUGUAUUUGAAUUUGGAAAAAAAAAAAACUGUCAUACCGUUCUGAAGUGCCAAUUGAUUUCUUCCAUUUGAAUGCUGUGCAAUUUACAGUUGAUGAUGAAUGUGCCUGAAAUGAAAUUGUACUCCUUGUUCGUCUUUAUAUUAUCAAAGUACUGUACUACUGUCACAUCUCCAGAAGAGAGCUUGAUAACAUUAGCUUUUUAUCUAUUCUUAUAUACUUUUACCUUGUAGUAUUUUGAACAGUUCUGUUACAGUCCAGUAACAUAAGAAUAUACUAUUGUGCCAUUUUUAUUAAUGCCUUUUUCAUGCUGUAUAUACAAUGCUGGAUAAAAUCACACCUAAUGGAAACAGCUGACAAAAAAAGCCAUUGUCAUACUACCUAUAAACUGCCAGGAUUAAGAUUCAUCUGAGCCGCUCAUGUCUUCAGCAGUAGUGACACUGGAGCUUCACACUUUUCUACUGUUCUAACAUAAUCCAUAGUUUCUCUUAAAUAACCUACCUAAUGGCAUCAUCUGCUGUACCACAUCUGGUUUUUCACCUAUCAAACUGCAUUAUUUCUAAAGCACACAUGUGUUCAUCAAGUACUGUUCAGCUUUUCUACUGGUUUCUUAUGUGCCAUAUCUAUAGUGUUAUUAUGGAUUGUACCUCUUGCAUAUAGUGCAUUGUAAAUGUUUAUGUAUAUAGAUACAUAUAAAAAUAAACUCUUUUAAAAGUUUACUUAA
This is a messenger RNA of Centropristis striata (black sea bass), 6378 nucleotides long. It is a transcript of the gene fgd5a, whose product is annotated as FYVE, RhoGEF and PH domain containing 5a. Gene Ontology annotation, cellular component: cytoplasm. The coding region runs from base 245 to 4819 and encodes 1524 amino acids. The transcript is spliced from 21 exons. Gene Ontology annotation, molecular function: metal ion binding; guanyl-nucleotide exchange factor activity. The record is from RefSeq and is a predicted model, not a curated record. NCBI's taxonomy places the organism in Eukaryota, Metazoa, Chordata, Actinopteri, Perciformes, Serranidae.